Molecule: messenger RNA, 1296 nt
Organism: Charadrius vociferus (killdeer)
Lineage: Eukaryota; Metazoa; Chordata; Aves; Charadriiformes; Charadriidae
Gene: VPS51
Product: vacuolar protein sorting 51 homolog (S. cerevisiae)
Biological process (GO): Golgi vesicle transport; Golgi organization; retrograde transport, endosome to Golgi
Cellular component (GO): GARP complex; EARP complex; membrane
Source: RefSeq, a predicted model, not a curated record
AGGGCGCUGCUGCGGAAGCUGCAGUGCCUGGUGGAGGUGCCGGGGCGGCUGCGGCGGUGGGCAGCGCCGGGGGCAGAGCCUGCGCGGGCCCUGCGCUGCCACGCCCGUGCCCGUGCCGUGCUCCGUCACUACCGCCACCUGCCCUCCUUCCGUGCCAUCGAGGAUGAGAGCCAUGCCAUCAUGGCCGACCUGGCCCAGCGCCUCCGCGCACGCCUGCGGGAUGACACCUUGGACCCCAAGGAACUCACCGAGUGUGUGGAGAUGCUGUUGCAGCUGGAAGAGCCGCCUGAGGAGCUGUGCGAGGAGUUCCUGAGUUGCACAAGGCGAUGUGGGGGUAUUUUGUGGGUUUUGAGGGCCCCGGGGUGGUAUUUUUGGGGUGUAACUCCCUACUUUUGCUUGCAGGGGGAGUUCUGUGUGGAAGCGGUGCGUGAAGGGCUGGUGGUGGCCUUUGUGCGUUGGCUCUGCCGCACCGCCCGGGGCGUCGCCGAUGGCCCGGCUGAGCGAGGGGCUCCCGCGGCUCCCCCGGCCCUGCUGCUGCUCCCCGCCCGCCUCUUCCUUUACUAUGAGGCCACUACCAUCAGCUACAUCCUCACUCUCACCGACGAGCAGUUUCCCCCCCAGGACACCGGCCCAGCGGUGACACCGGGACCGGCACUGUGCGCAGAGGCGCGGGGGGCGGCACAGCGGCUGCUCGACCACUACGUGCAGGUGCAGGGCGCCGCGGUGGCACAGAUGCUUAGGAAGAGUUUUGUCGUGGAGACACGAGACUGGUUGGGCACCGUUGAGCCCCGCAAUGUUCGUGCCGUCAUGAAGCGCGUGGUCGAGGACAUCACCGCCAUCGAUGUCCAGGUGGGGCCGCGCUUGGGGGUGCGGGGGGCGCAGAGCAGGGACCCGAGCCGGCGCGCCUUCUCCGUCUACAGCAGCUCACGGGCACCGGGGCGCUACGCCCCCAGCUACACCCCCAGCGCCCCCAUGGACACCCACCUGCUCAGCAACAUCCAGAAGCUCUUCUCCGAACGCAUUGACAUCUUCAGCCCCGUCGAGUUCAACAAGGUGUCGGUGCUGACGGGGAUCAUCAAGAUCAGCCUGAAGACGCUGCUGGAGUGUGUGCGGCUGCGGACGCUGGGGCGCUUCGGGCUGCAGCAGGUGCAGGUGGACGGCCACUACCUGCAGCUCUACCUCUGGCGCUUGGUGCAGGGGCUGCUGGACGAGGUGGCCGCCAGCGCCACCCACCGCUGCCUCGACCCUGUCCCCAUGGAGCACAGCGUCGUCGAGCUCAUCUGUGAGCGCGGGUAG